Messenger RNA from Orbilia oligospora ATCC 24927, 633 nucleotides. RefSeq lists its product as uncharacterized. The coding region runs from base 1 to 633 and encodes 210 amino acids. The transcript has 2 exons. The record is from RefSeq and is a predicted model, not a curated record. NCBI's taxonomy places the organism in Eukaryota, Fungi, Ascomycota, Orbiliomycetes, Orbiliales, Orbiliaceae.
AUGCGUUGGGAUAGUACUGCUGAUGCUCAGGUAAAUUGCGCUGCCGCACCCCUGAACCUCGAGCGUCUUUAUGCUAAUACACCGCACCAGCUCUUCAUGGCCGUGCUUAAGGUACACAGCCCAAAACUGAACCACGAAGCUAUCGCCAAACUCAUGGGAAAUGGUUGUACUGCAAAGGCCGUAAGCCAUAGAAUUUCUAAGCUAAGGAGCCUGGGAGGGGAUGUGGGUUCUAAUUCCACAAGCUCUGUCCCAAAUACUCCUACAAAGGCGACUCCAACCAAACGGAAGCGUAGCGAGAGGGAGGAUAUUCUUACGAUAAAAAAGGAGCAUGUUGAGAGGAGUUUAGAGUCAGAUGCUGGAAGUGAAACAUACAACAUCGAUGCCGUAGCCACAGGCUCUCCGAAGAAGAGGAGGCGCCAGCAAAAGGUCCCAAUUACACCAGCAGUUACAGUUUCUUUUGCCUCUACGAACCCGGAUGUUGACCACCAAUCCCCACUUACGACCGCAAGUUUCUAUGAUUCGUCUGAACAACAAUCGCCAUUUACUGAGAAUGUCGAAUUUUUACACUCCUUUGACCCAAUCUCGUUGGGCGAGCAUUUUGGGACUGACACUAUCCCCUUCGAAUUUUGCUAA